Molecule: messenger RNA, 1760 nt
Organism: Bursaphelenchus okinawaensis
Lineage: Eukaryota; Metazoa; Nematoda; Chromadorea; Rhabditida; Aphelenchoididae
Source: the annotation of a GenBank genome assembly
AUGAGGAAGGAGAAGGUUGUACUGUGUACUUUGUUCGCCUUACUUUUUUUGUACUUCUUUAUUCCGUUUGAAUGGCUGGGUGAGUAUCUAAAGUUACAUCAAUACCUGUUUUUAGGUCCUCGUCAUGGAAAGUUCUUCGUUCAUCCGGAACGGCCGGCUAUGUUAAUAGAACGAUGUCAAUAUCUAGAACAUCCGGUAGUUGGCGAUGAAGGCAACUUUUACAAAACAGAACUUAAGCUGAGAGGGAUGAUGAUAUUGUUCAGGCAUGGAGAAAGGUAAGUCAAGAUAAGGUUUAUGAGUGUUCAAAUAUAGGUCGCCUUUGGUUGGUAUGAAAGACGACAACGGUCCAGAUUGUUCACCGUACUUUGAUAUCGACAGACGAGCCUUCAAUUCUUACUCGCGACUUCUGGACUCUGAUAGAUUUAGGAACUUUUUGAUAGUCGAUCCAGUAUUUCCGCGCAACUUUUCAUUACAUCCACAUAGGUAGGAAAACAUUGUUUAUUGUGCACCAUUUACAAUUAAAAGGUGUUUGCACAUAUUUGAUGUAAUGUUUUAACUAUUUUAGUUCUCAAUGUGGAUUUGGACAAAUGACCGCUGAAGGCGCUCUUCAGCUUAUUAAACUUGGAGCAUAUUUACACGACAAAUAUCGACUUCAAGGAUUAUUUGACGGUAAUGUUGCUUUUUAUGUAAAGCCAGUCUUCAAUUGUACUAUAAGCACUAUCAACGCCUUUAUACUAAUUUUGUAGCAAACUUAAAAUAACUGUUUCAGAUGUGAGUUCUGUGAAGUCGUUGGACGUUUCUGUAGUUUCAUCUAUUUAUUCUCGCACAUUCCAAUCUGCAAUUGCUUUUACAUCGACCUUCUUAUUCGUACUCAAAGAAAUGAAAAACGUCCAUCUGAAGGCGUCGAACACAACUCACUUUUGCUUGAGUGAUUACUCGUCGUGCCAUUGUCCAGCUUAUGAUAGGAUCCGAGAAACGUCAGAAAAGGUAAUCUUUUUUAUAUUAAGUUUCUAUAACCAUAAAACUGUUUUAUAUUUAUUUUUUAUCUUGACUAAUCAAUGAUUGUAAUUCUUCAUUUAUAAAUUUUGUAAAUUGUUUUUUAGGAACGAAUAACAGAGUUCCAGACCAGCACAGAACCUCGUUUGAGGCAACGUAUACAUACAUUGAGCGAUAUUGUAGGCGUCAACAAAGUGAGACAUCCGUUACAACUGCUCGACGCCAUAUUGGGAAGAUACGGAUGUAGAAGAGCUCAUUUCCCUUGUCGAUCUGAUGGAGAUUGUCUCACAUUAAACGACAUCCUACAAGUGGCCGAUGAAGGGGAAACUAUAGCUACCAGAAUGAAGGAAAGUUCAUCGAUUACGAGAUCUAUGAAUGCUGUAGAAGCAUUUGCACUGCUAGGUCAUGUCGCUAAGAUGAUUGGAAAGGCGCGUCUGAAGCCUGAUGGACCAAAGAUAAUUAAAGUAUUAAGUGGCCACGAUAUCACUUUGGAAGCCCUUGUAAAUACCAUGAAUCUAAAAGACAGGAUCCCUCCUCAUUAUUCGUCAAGGAUCGUCUUUGAACUGUUCGAGUUGUCGUCGCCUCUGUCUUCUGAAUCCUUAUUUGUACGAGUUUUGUUCAACGGCGUUGACCAGACGGUCAACGUCGGCUUCUGUUCCGGUCAUCUUAUUCACGGUCUUUGUCCAGCGAAGAAAUUUGAAAGCUUUGCCAGUUCUGGUGUUCUUAAACAUGCAAGUCUUUCCAGUCUACGUGAUAUAUGUUAA